Molecule: messenger RNA, 1637 nt
Organism: Alligator mississippiensis (American alligator)
Lineage: Eukaryota; Metazoa; Chordata; Crocodylia; Alligatoridae
Gene: DNAL4
Product: dynein axonemal light chain 4
Exons: 4
Coding region: 249-569 (106 amino acids)
Biological process (GO): microtubule-based process
Cellular component (GO): dynein complex
Molecular function (GO): dynein light intermediate chain binding; dynein intermediate chain binding
Source: RefSeq, a predicted model, not a curated record
UGGGACUUCCGGAGCCGGUUGCUAGGACAAGCACGUUUCUUUCCUUAACAACGGGAGCGAGGCUGGGCCUGGGGCCCGGGAGGAGGCGGCGCAGCAGUGUCCCUUGGGCAAAGAACCUCUUGCCUCUGCUGAACCUGUGUUCUGCUUGAUCCUGGAGAAUUCCACCCCACUUAGUCUCCGGCACCACAGCACCUUGCUGGUACCAAUCAAGCCCCUCCGCUCCUUCCUGGGGUCACAGUGGAAGGACCAUGGCAGACACUGGGGAGGGAAAGAAGGAGGAGGCUGAUUAUAAAAGACUUCACAGCUUCCCACUGAUCAGGCACACAGACAUGCCAGAGGAGAUGCGUGUGGAGGCCAUGGAACUGUGUGUCACCGCCUGUGAGAAAUAUGCCACCAACAAUGAGAGUGCUGCCAAGAUGAUCAAGGAGACAAUGGACAAGAAGUUUGGCUCCUCCUGGCAUGUUGUGAUUGGCGAGGGCUUUGGCUUUGAGAUUACUCAUGAAGUGAAGAACCUGCUGUACAUGUUCUUUGGUGGCAGUCUGGCUGUUUGUGUCUGGAAGUGCUCUUGACAUCCAUGUUCAUGUCACCACAAGGAAUAUUUUAAUUCCCUUCCUGGGUUUUGUACUAUCUUGAAGCAGGGCUUUAUUUUUAAUAGUAAAACUUUGAGAGUUGUUUUCAUAUUUACGUACCGGUUUACUAGGGUAUGUAUAGUCCGUAUGGUGUGUGUACAUGUGUCAGUCUGCUGAGUUAUCAAAUCUUACUUCUUGGGGUCUCACAAUGAUCUUGUAUUUGGGUGUGGCUCUUCCAGAGAGGGUGAAGUUAGGCAAGGGGUUCUGGUGGGUUUGCAGUCUCAUGAGACACAGUUUAUGAAGCCAUACAUUAGAACUGGGAAUGGGUGUGAAACAACAAAGAAAAUAACCAGGCUGUCCAUCUGCUCUUCCCAUCCUUCCAUACUAUUUUUCUUCUCCUCUGCAAUCCUUCCUGCAGUAUAGAAUAGCUCUCAUGACCAGUGUCUGUUCCUUCAGUGGCCAUCAAUGUUGACAGCAUUUUUGGUGACCUCUUGGAACAGGUCCUAUGUGGACUUCUCUCCCCUUUGUCCCAGGUAGUGCCGGGAGCUAAUUCUGCCUUUCUGCACUUCUUUCCCACUUACUGGGAGAGGAACAUGACAGCUGAGCUGCCUGGGUGUGAGAACAGAGUGAAGAUUUGGCAGUUCAAACCCAGCAGAAGGCUGUAGCCCAGAUUGACCCCUCCUCUUUUCCACACCCACUGAGCACUGAUAUAGCUCUGAAACUUAGGCGGUUUGUGGCAAGUGGAGGAGUGGGUGAGAACACUCUACCAAAUUUGGAUUCAUGCUUGAGAGGAACAUAAGCUCUCAGGAGUGUCAUGGGUGCCAGUGCUGUGUGUACUCUGUAUCUGGCUUAGAGGCUCACAGUGGGGACAGGCCUCCAUGUGACCUGCCUCUCUCAGACAUCAGAGAUUUAAUGUACAUUUGUACUUCAGUCCGUUCAGUCUGCUUCAUCUUUUUAAAGCUCUGGGAAGUGUGUUAAGAGAUGGAAUGGACCUAAUUGUAUUUUACAUAUAUGGCUUAUUUAUAUGCAUUUGGGAAUUUUUUUUUUACAAUAAAAAGAAUGAUGUCA